Daldinia childiae is the source of this 513-nucleotide messenger RNA. RefSeq lists its product as uncharacterized. The transcript has a single exon. The record is from RefSeq and is a predicted model, not a curated record. Lineage: Eukaryota; Fungi; Ascomycota; Sordariomycetes; Xylariales; Hypoxylaceae. The coding region runs from base 1 to 513 and encodes 170 amino acids.
AUGGGGGAUUAUUACAUGGCUAUCAUGCUUAACCGAAGCGAAGAGGAGCGGGAGACUAUUUUAGCCGAGGCUCGUGAGUGCGACCUUAAUCAUCCUUGGCCUAUUUAUGAAUAUAGCCCAAAGCUUCACCUUGACACGACACCUGAAGAGUUGCUGUCCCCCGAAAUACUUGCGAUGCCGUUUGGCGAUGUAUUGAAUAAAUACUCUGAGCUGGACGGUAUGGUUCAAGCUCGCAUCAAGUUCUUCUUUCGGCAGAAAUUGGGUAUUCUCGAGGAGCAUAGUCGUCAGAUUCUUUAUGGUACUGCUGGUUCUCUUAAACCACUAGCGCUAAGUCGUGCUGAUGCUACUGAGGGUACCACAACGGGUGAAAGCGAGGUGAGAGGAACCGAACAACUAAAGGAUGAGGUGAAGCCAAAGGUUUCUAUCAAGAUCCCGGCUCCGGUGUUGAAGAAACGAGGACUUUUUGUCAGUUCCGUUCUUCGCAAGUUACAUGUCGCCGAGUGGCUUCAGUAG